CCCCCCCCCCCCCCCCCCCCGCCGCCGACGACGGCGGCCGCCUCCCUUCUCCCUCCGGCGGCCGCCUCGCCCCCCGCCUCCCCACUAUCCCGGUCUCUCCCUCGUUUUUCCUCUCCCCGCACCAUCCCCUCCGCGCGCACAAAUGCACGCGGCGGCGGUGGAGGAGGGGAGGGCGGCGGAGCUGGCCGCUCCGCUCCGCGACCUCCUCCCGCCGGUGGACUUCUGCUGCGCGUACGGCUCCACGCUCCUCCACGCGUGCCCCGACAGGACGUCCAUGGUCGACUACAUCCUCGGCGUCGCCGAUCCCCUGCAAUGGCACUCCGAGAACCUGGAGAGGAACCCUGCGCACUACUCCCGCUGGAUGGGGCGCUUCGGUUCCGGCGCCAUCACUGGGCUGGCGGACCGUGUCGGUGUCGGGGUGUACUUCAACCCGUUCGUGGAGUGGAGAGACAAGAGGAUAAAGUAUGGUGUGGUGAGGAUGAAGGACCUGGCCAUGGAUGUCUUGACCUGGGAUAGGUUCUAUCUCAGUGGCCGGCUGCAGAAACCAGUUCAUAUUCUUGUUGAUAACUGGGAUAUAAGGAAACUUAACACAAUAAAUCUUGAAAUGGCAACUUCAGCUUCUCUACUCCUUUUACCAGAAGAGUUCACUGAGUAUGACCUAUAUGCUCAAAUCUGUAGCCUAUCAUAUAUGGGUGAUUUGAGAAUGCUGUUUGCAGAAGACAAAGACAAGGUGAAGAAGAUUGUUGAGGGUAGUUUCCAGUCAUUUCAAUCGAUGUACAGACCCCUCUUGCAAGAGUAUAUUGCUGAAGGGCUACUGAAGAGAUCAUCCCAUGGACAACAGAAGACUUUCCAUCAGGAUUGUAGUCCAUCUACAACAAAUGAACUUUUCUCUGUUCUUCCGUGGACAAUCCAAAGGCAAAUGCAGGGAAGAUAUGUAUUUCCUGGAAAAGAAAUGCCAACACGAACUGUAGUCUCUUCAAAGGACAUGGCAGCAAACUGUGUGCGAAGGGCCCUGAGGCACCGGGUAAUGGUUUCAAGCGCACGUCAAGCAAUAUGUGGGCUGCUUGCCUCUGGUGGUGCGGUUGCUGCUCAAUACCUGGGGAAGAAGAUGGCCAAGGCCUGGCAAUCUAGAGCUGCUUAAGAUCUUAAGCUACAGCUAACACCUUUGUUAUUUUUAGUUCAGGGUUUCAUGCAAUGUACUGUGAUCAAUAUUGCAUAUUCGCACUGUUGAGGCAGGCUGAAGUUUUGCAGGAUCAUUCAAGGGAACGAUCCAGAAUCAAUCCAACUUUUUGUAGGAUCAUGAAGACAAUGAUCCAGAA
This is a messenger RNA of Panicum hallii, 1319 nucleotides long. Its product is annotated as phosphatidate cytidylyltransferase, mitochondrial. Gene Ontology annotation, cellular component: mitochondrion. Lineage: Eukaryota; Viridiplantae; Streptophyta; Magnoliopsida; Poales; Poaceae. The coding region runs from base 143 to 1141 and encodes 332 amino acids. The transcript has 9 exons. Gene Ontology annotation, biological process: cardiolipin biosynthetic process; CDP-diacylglycerol biosynthetic process. The record is from RefSeq and is a predicted model, not a curated record. Gene Ontology annotation, molecular function: phosphatidate cytidylyltransferase activity.